This is a messenger RNA of Pimephales promelas (fathead minnow), 2767 nucleotides long. RefSeq lists its product as uncharacterized. Gene Ontology annotation, molecular function: protein binding. Lineage: Eukaryota; Metazoa; Chordata; Actinopteri; Cypriniformes; Leuciscidae. The record is from RefSeq and is a predicted model, not a curated record.
AAGUUUAGUCAGCUUGAAAUGUGAAAAUUGUGGCAACAAGUGAAAAAAUUGUGGAAAAACGUGACAACUUGGAUAUUUGAGUUGACUGAAUUUAAAAUUUUAAGAUAGAACAAACACUUUUUUAAGGAAAAAAUAAAAUAAAAUGUUUUUACAGUGUGUCAACAACUAAAUUCACAAUGUGUUAUUUGCAUUUUAGCAGCUGAUUAUUAGCAUAAAGAAAUGGUUUUUAAAAUGUUAUUAAAAAGUCAGUGAUCAGUGUAUAUUAAGAUUGUAUUGGCCUAUUUAAAAAAUUAAUGGCGGCAAAAAAUCGAAGUCGAGUCGAAAAACAUAAAAAAAAGGUUGUGUAGGUUGUUCAGAAAACCUACAUAAUUUUCUACUGCAUCAGUCACCAUUUCAAGGAAAAAGUUAUUAAAUUACAGAAAUGAAUUAGUGAAGAAUUGCAACUUCUAAGUAAACUGGUAAAUUUACAACCAGUUUGUUUAGAUUUGGAUACUAUGCACUCGAGAUCUGUUAAACUGUAUUUCUAUCUAACAAUGCUCUAUAUAGGGUAAAUUGGGUCAGAAAUGGCCCAGCUGAUGAAUGGUGGCCAAUAACUUCACUAAUAGUAUGCCACUGAUCUCCACGCAACUGAUUUCAUUUGAAACUGAGCUAAAAAAAAAAAAAAUCCCCCCAAAAUUUGAUGCAGUGUACAGAUGAUUGCUUGAAAGAUAUUGAAAUCAGAAUACCUGUUCAAAUAUUUCUUACUGUAUUACAGGCUAAUAACAUGGAAAGUGUUUAGUUGAAUGACUGGGCAUAGAAUGUGAAGUGUGGUGUAAUUAGGUGUAAUUAGUUUAAGGUUUGAAUGAGUUACUGUAAGUGCAGAGAGCUGACUUUUAGAAGCGUGUGAUUGGCUGAUCAAAGCUGUACUUGCAGCAUUUAAUCAACUGAAGUGGAACAGAUUUAAAUAGAUUUAAGAGUGCUAACGCUUCCUAGAAAAGCACCUAACCAAGAUCUCCUAAUGUGAGUGCGUCUUUAGGGGAGUAUUUAAAGGAAGGAGAAGGUUUAGCAAUAGCAGUGAUUCUGAAGGAAUCGAUAAAGUGUCUCAGCUCUUCUUACACUGUAGGUACAUUCAGAGUUUGUGUGUUGUCUGACUUCAUCAUGCAGCAAAUCUACACGCAGAGCCAUGAAGAGUUUGAAGUGUUCACAACUGUGCUGUCUCCUCAAGUUUGUCGAAAGAGAGUGAUAUUCAAGGAUGAAGGAGAAAUGAUGGUUGUGGCAGCAGACUACAGUGCAGACUGUGAUGAAGAGGUGUGUGUGCGUGCUGGUGAGGUCGUGUUGCUGCUGUAUCAAGAGAACGCUGACUGGUGUUACAUCCGACUUCAGAACGGAAAGGAGGGAUACCUGCCUACAGUCUGCUUUUCUCUGAAGCAGGAGCCACUGAGGCCCAUCGUGACUCAGGAGCCGCAGAGCUCAAUGCAGGAGUCUUCAAAUAAUCGUAAUGGCUAUGCAGGGGGGCGCUCUUUGAAACUGCUGCGGCGGGCGUCUCUGUCAGGAGUGCCGGGUUCACCUCGAUUACUUAAGCGGCUGCUCUCUCGUCGACGUAGUGACGGACAUGCAGUUCGUUCGAUCGGCUCCAUAAAUCCAGCAUUUAAUCCUGACUGAUGCAUUCACCCUUAGAGCUCCACUUUUCCCUUUUAAAUGGGUCACCGAGCAGCAGAAACUAGGACAGCAUGACACUAAACGUUCAGUCCGUACGCAGCUCUUUCUUUGUGGAGGAGAUAAACGGAAGUCGGGUGUCCUGGUUAGGGGUUGGGGACUCAGUAACUUGCCAGCUUGUGGAGUUGAAUCUGCUUCUGGUAUCAGGAGUCUUUACUAUUAGGUUACUGGCCCACAUGUAAAUAAAUACUAUAUGUAAAUAUUGUGGUUUUUAUUAAAAUGACAUUUGAAUUUCAUUACACUGCAGUUUUAAUGGAAACAUCACACCCUUCGCCUAAGAAAAUAUUUGCUUGAAUAUAUGUGUAUUUGUUUAGUCUAAUAAUGCACAAAGACUACAAUGAUUUAGAUAUUGUUACAGUGUUUAAAUAUCAAAUGAGUCUGUAUGUAUGUAUUUAUAUAUACAGUAUAUUAAAAUGCUAUUUUAAGAGGUAUUAUAGGGCGAAUGUACAACAUUUCGAUUUUCAUUUUAAACCCUUUUUUUUUGUACGAGUCAUUCAAUUUAAUGUGGAUAGGGGUCCACACACUGACUGAUUGCGUUCUUCAUAUGGAUAAUACAAUUUAUAUUUUAAAAAAACAAACUCAAAUUGAUUUGUGGAACUAGAAGUUAAAUGUUUGUGGUUUGUAAUAAUGGAUUCCUGCCCCUUGAUUUAAUUUUGGAGAAUUCACUUGGAAUAAAAUAAUAAUCUUCUAACCACUGGAGCACUAUUGAGUUCCCUGCAAUGACAUCUUAAUUGAGGAACAACUAAAACUUAUGAAAUAGUCACUACAGUUGUAUUUUACCCCAGUAUGAUUACUGUUAAAUAAUGAAGCUUAGUUUACCCUUGGUGCUGUUGAAUUCUUAGGGGCUAUUUAGCUUUUUUAGUGUGUAGGAGGUUGGCACACAGCUCUGAUUGCUGCUAAAUUUCCUGAAAUGAAAGGUCCUUUUGUAAUUCACAGUCUGACUAUAAUCAUCACUUUAGACAUAACGAGGGCAAAAGUAUAUCAACAGUAAUUAGGUAAUGUGUUACACUUAGGCUCAAUUUGUGAAUGCAUUUGGUAUGAGAGAAAACAAUUUUUUACAGCAGCAUUUAUA